Bradysia coprophila is the source of this 2553-nucleotide messenger RNA. RefSeq names its product pyridoxal-dependent decarboxylase domain-containing protein 1. Gene Ontology annotation, cellular component: intracellular membrane-bounded organelle. The record is from RefSeq and is a predicted model, not a curated record. NCBI's taxonomy places the organism in Eukaryota, Metazoa, Arthropoda, Insecta, Diptera, Sciaridae.
ACAUUUGACAUUUAUGAGUUGUCAUUAAAAAAAAAUUAUUUUGCCACACAGGUUUUUCGUUUACAGUUUUUUGAGUUUAAGUGUUUUUCCACGGAAAGUGAAUUUAUUAUGUCAGAAACACCGCAGCAAUUAAUGAAAAUUGCGUUAAGCCUGAACAAUGACGAAAAGCCUGAAACCGAGUCACAAAUGGAGAUACCCGCAGCAAAGGUGCGGUCCGGCCUAGCCGAAUUGGAAUUGCAGACAAGCAGAGCAAUGCAACGAUUAGAAAACAUAAAAUCAAUACCAGAGAAUCCGAUUGCAUUGCCGACAUUGGGUCUACUGCAUCAGGAACGAAAGGCACCGGCCGAAAUAUUCUCAUUCUUAGAAACACUGAUUGCUCAAUCAGAUCAAACCGACGAUGACAGUGAAUUUUUCAUUUUGCCCCCAUUGGAUGAAGUGUCACAUUUAGCAUUGUUAUCACAUAGCAUCGUGGCUUAUAUGAGCCAUUUGGAUUAUAGAAAAUUAUCGAAGAUAACGUCAAAGAUCUGUAACGACACAAAUCGAUGGUUAGCUCACUUGUUCCGUUUUAUCGAUGCUAACGCGUCUUAUCAUAUAGAUAGUACGGAAAGUAUUUUAAGAGCCGUACGUCUUGCUAUUGUUACAAGAUGUCCUGGCUAUUUAGAGGGAGGCGUUCCAGCGUUAGCCAACCCAUGCCUUUAUAUAUCUGAGAAUAGUUCGCUUGCCGGUUUACAAUAUGCGUGUCGUCAAUUAGGCUUGCCGCUCCAUUGCAUUCGGCUGGUACCAUCUAAUACAGCAUUCGGCGCUAUCGGAGCUAUGGAUAUAUCGGCAUUGCAGAAGUUAAUUGCAAGCGAUUUGGUGGCGAACCGUACCCCAUUGUUUUUGAUUGCCGACACGGGUUCGUCAAUGUGUGGCUACGUGGACAAUAUUAUGAGACUGCAGGAUGUUUGUCGGGCUAAUUCGAUAUGGUUGCAUUGUCGUGGACACAGUUUGGCUGCUAUUGCCGUCACACAGGGCAGUGGUGAAGUGAAACCGAUAGCCGAUUCUAUUUCGCUGAAUUUAGGCAGCUGGUUAGGCAUUCCGAAUUUACCAGUGGCUCUUUUGCAUCGUCAAAUUCAAAAUGUGGCUUUAUCCGUAUUCGAAUCAGAUCCGGUUCUCUCCAGACGAUUAUCUUCGUUGUCAUUAUGGACCACAUUACAGGCGCUCGGCCGAGAAACUAUAUCGGCAAGAAUAAUCAAAGCUUUCGAUUCAUGCCGCAUUAUGUACGACAUUGUGUCUCGAUGCCCGGGAAUACGAGUUUUGAGUAAAGCACCAGGUGGUGAAACAAAGACAACCAUAACGGAUCUAGUGAUGAAACCAAUAAAUUUUCCGUUGUUGUUCGAAACAGCUAUAGCCGUAGUAGUAUUUCAAUUCGAUGGAAGUCAGUCGGAUUCGACAGACGAAAAUAGCGUCGAUCAAAAUUCAACUAAUGCAUCGGCAUCCCAGGAUCUAACUCAGAACAUAAUAAACAAAUCGAUCGAAAAAGUGGCCAAUAUUUCUUACUUCGAUAAACUUAAUUCAUGGCUGGGACAAAACUUGCAACGGGACUGUUCGGAUGUUGAACUGGAAAUUGUCGAUCAUCAAAUAUACGGAACAUGUAUUCGUUUUUGUCCGUUAGAAUUGGGCUUAGGCGAUUCGGCACCAUCACUCGAAAUGUUGGAGAACGUUGCCAGUUGCUUGGAAGCUCAAAUUGAAAUUUUACGAGCGACGGUUAAGCAUCGUGGUACUUUGAAUAAAUUAGUCGAAAAGAACGAAGUGUUGAGAUUGGUUCAUCUGACGGAUUGGGCUGGAUUGGGUGGUGUUCGAUUCGUGCCAGAGGGCUGGGAAACACUGCUGACCGAUCAGGCUAAAACUGAACUAAAUAAAUUGAAUACGGAUUUGGUGGAAACGUUACGGAAUACGGACAAUGCCUUUUCGUUGGGUGAAGCUGAUGGAUUGAUUUGUGUGAGAUUCGGAAUGGUAACUGAAGACACAGAUGUUGAAGAACUGUUAGAACUUGUGAUAUCGGUGGGAAAACGGGUACAAGAAAACUCUAAGGUGCUGGAUACCAUGUCGGAAAUUGUGAAGAAGGGCAUCGAAACAGCGACUGCAGAUCUGCAACGCGAAUCUGAAGAAAAACUUUGGUCGGAUGGCAUUCUUCGGCAUGUUCCAGUUUUCGGACAAGUAGUGAAUUGGUGGUCUCCACCGAAAGAAACUGGCAUCAAAGGUCGAAGUCUUAAUUUAACGCAAGGUGUGGUCGAAAGCACUGAAAAUAUUUACAAAUACCAUAUGCAAUUGGCCGGUAGUGGUAAUCAAAUUCACGGAACGAAAAGUCCGCCAACACCAAUGGUUCAAACGUCAAUGGUGAGCGCUAGUCAUUCGCGGAAUGUUAGUCAAAGCAGUGGUACAUCCAAUGCGGAUACUACGACCCAACCACCCGCUCCAGUAUAGAAAUAAAUGAUAAAAGAAUGAAACUGUUCCGAGUGUUUUUAGAAAAUCGUGUGGAACAAUUUAAACAAUGAAAAAUUCCAAAACUAA